AUGUCCACUCCACACGAAGGCAAUGCUGUGUUUCUUCAAAACUUUGCCGUCCAGCAGGCCCAGAGGCGAGCGACAAAUCAAAAGCCAAUAUUCUCGAUUGAUGAGCAUGCUGCGCACCGAGCGCAGUUGACCGAUGUUGUUUUCAUCAAGCCCAAAUACUCUGAUGAAACUGAGAUUAACGUUGCGGGCAUUUUUAGAAAAUGGGUGAGGUACUGCACCGAUCUGAAAGUGGGCGACUGGAAGGCAACGAUCCAGAACCUCAAACGCGAAACGACGCAGGAUUUCGUCCUCCACAUGUGUGAACGAUAUAACAUUACAUCAUGGGGCAGUAUGGCGGAGUACAUUCGCCAAUUCCAGCAGCUCUACACAAAUAUUAAUGGACAAUACAUGGACCGGAAUCAUUCCAAGGAGGUAUAUAAGUAUUAUCGACGCGUUUGUGUCCCUCGUUUCGGCCAUCGCGCACCGAACAUCGAUGGGAAGCCGGUGCUGAACGUGGACAACCUAUGUGUCAUUCUUACGUUCAACAUCGCUUUCGAUACCUCCAUCUUCCCCGGCGAACGGCAUCGCAUCAACCUCGCCGGCUGCUACCAGCUCUUGUGUUAUACCGGAGCACGGCCUGCUGAGCUGGUGGAUGGCGAACGGAAGAAGCCGAAGGACGGCUCUUUGGAAGAAGUCUUUGGCCACAAGGUUGGCCAAUUGCCAUCCUCAGAAAACAGUGAGAGUUCUGUGAUGUCUCCCGAUGAGAGGGCCAAACUAGUUGAGGGCCUUCUCACGCACGAGACUAUGGGACGCGGUCGUCCUAAGGCCCUCUGCUACGAAGACAUUCUGAUGAUGAUCGUGCGGCAUCCCGUCACCGGACGGUGUAUACCGGCUAUGGCCAUCAAGUUCAUCUAUCAUAAGGGGGCCGAUAACAAGCCCAAGCCGACCAUCUUCUUCUUCACUCCCGCUAGGAAGCUUCUCUUCUGUGCGGUCUCUACGAUCCUCGCCCUUGCCCUCCAUGACAACGCCUUCGAUGCACCGAGCUUGACGACCGCGUCUGCAAUAUUUGGAUCGAAACCUCCAUCCUUCAAAGACGCCGUUGCCCUCCGCUGGAAGGCAUCCAAAUUGAAGAUCCCAGUCUUCCGUCGGUAUCGUGGGGCGACCCUCUCCGAUUAUGAGGCCAUGCUAUAUUCCAAGCUCCGAGACGACAUCAGUGCCCAGAGCCUCGACUCAGGACACGAGAAACCAUGGACGCCCCGAUUUGCUCGGAGAGGUGCCGGCAACGCUGCCAACGGUGAUGCUACAGACUCAGUCCGUGACCAGAUGAUGCGUCAUGAUCCUCAAUUCGCGACAUUUCAUCAUGCGUACCUCAACGAAAUUGCUAACUUCGACCUUCAAAACGCAUUCCUGGAGGAGGAAAAGCAGAGCCAACUAUUCCGGCUGUUCGCUCACGUAAGUCUGACACGUGACCCUCGAGCCACCGCCGACAUGGUUCCCGAGGAUGUGUGGGCAAAUCUGCCACCGGACCCAGAAAUUGUGGAGCUAGAAGAACAGCGCGCAGAACUCAAGCAAGGCAACUACCGGAUUGACGGCCAUCCAAAUGAAGAAAAGAUCCGGCAGCUCACAGAGAAAAUUCGCAAGAGGCGUGCGCAGCGUGACAAGCAAGUAGUGAAGCAAUAUCGUGAACACUAUUUUUAUCACCGUCCUACUUGGGAUAUUGAAAGACAGGCCAGGGGGGAAAGGGAGGAAGAGUACAUCGAGCCCAUCAUCAAUGUCACGAUUCCCGAACGCGCAAGAUUAGCCGAGAUUUUCUGCCAUCAACCCGACGACUUGGCGGAAGAUCAAAUCUUUCAGCUCAAGAUCGAGGCUGUCGGUCUAAUGGUAGCUCUCUGCGGCAAGAGAGAGACGGUCAAGCGUAACCAUGUCCAACGAAUAGCCAAAGCCUGUCCCCCCGUGAAGGUUGAGCCUCUCGAGAUAGAACAUGAACUACCGUCCAGCCCUGAUCUAUUCCCCCUGCUCCUGGGUGCUGCGCAGUGUCCUGAUUGUGUCGGCGAUGAGCGACUCUCUUGUGAGGAGCGCACCUUCACAUAUUGCCGUCCAACUGUCAUGAACGACCAUUUCGACGAUCAGCAUCUGGUCAAACGCGAGCAAGCCGAGCGGAGCGGCGAGAAUAUACGAUGCGAACAUCCCAAGUGCCGAGACCUUAAGUUCAAGCACGUCAAUCACUUCCGAAGUCAUGUGCAGAAAGUCCACGGUGUUACCCUGCGAUCAUCAGAGCAAGAGUAUAUUCGUCAGUUUCAGCAGCUGUACACAACGGUCACUGGCCAGUACAUGGGCCGGAAUGACGCUAAGGAAGUAUACAAGUACUAUCGCCAAGUUUUGGCUCCUCGUUUCGGCCACCGAGCGCCCAAUAUCGACGGCAAGCCGGUCCUCAAUGUGGACAACCUACGUGUUAUUUUGACGUUCAACAUCGCAUACGAUACGAGCAUUUUCCCCGGUGAGCGGCACCGCAUCAACCUGGCUGGCUGUUAUCAGCUAUUGUGCUACACCGGGGCACGACCUGCUGAGCUUUUUGUCCAGUCGCUCCCUUCCGACGCCGACGACAUCGACGAAGAUAAUAGCCCUCUCCUGGAUAAAGGCUCUAAACUCAAGAGGCGUGGGCGUCCAAAGGCUCUCUGCUAUGAAGAUGUUCAGAUGCUGAUCGUGCGGCACCCGAUCACGGGACGGUGUAUGCCUGCUAUGGCCGUUAAGUUCGUUCAUCACAAAGGGGCUGAUAAGAAACCCAAGCCGACGAUCUUCUACUUCACCCCUACCAGAAAGAUUCUCUUCUGUGCUAUCUCUACCAUUAUCGCCCUUGCUCUACAUGAUGAUGCCUUUGAUGCAGCAAGCUUGACAGAUGCAAAGAGCAUCUUUAGGUCGAAGCCACCGCGGUUCAAGGAAUGUACUCCGCUCCGAUGGAAGGCUUCUAAGCUGAAGACUCCAGUAUUCCGUUGGUACCAUGGCGCCACACUCUCACACACUGACGCUAUGUUGUAUUCGAAGCUUAGAGAUGAUAUCGGCCAACAGAGUCUCGACUCGGGGCACGAGAGAAGGUGGACGCCCAGGUUCACUCGGAGGGGUGCUGCCAAUGCAGCUAAUGGAGAUACACCAGACACUGUCCGUGACCAAAUGAUGCGCCACAAUCCUCAAUUUGUGACAUUCCACCACGCUUAUCUCAAUGAGAUCGCCAACUUUGAUAUCCAGAAUGCGUUUCUCGAGGAAGAGAAGGAGACGCAGCUAUUUCGGCUAUUCGCACACGUCAGCCUUACACGCGACCCUCGAGCGACUUCCGACAUGGUACCCAAGGAAGUAUGGGCGGGCUUAGCACCAGAUCCGAACAUCCAAAAGCUUGAACAGCAACGCGCCACACUCAGAGAGGGGAACUACCAGAUCGAGGGCCAUCAAGACGAGAAGAGGAUCCGCAAGCUUACGAAUGAAAUCCGCUUGAAGCGUGCGCAGCGUCAAAAGGAGGUUGUCAAAGCAUACCGUGAGCAUUACUUUUAUCACCGGCCCACUUGGGAUAUUGAGAUGCAAGCACGGGGUGAAGAGGAAGAGGAGUAUGUGGAGCCGGUUAUCGACAUCAUCAUACCAACACGGGCUCGGCUAGCAGAGAUUCUCUGCUACCAGCCCGAUAACCUGAAUGAAGAUCAGACCCUUCAGUGUAGGAUUGAGGCCAUUGAUUUGAUGGUAGCGCUCUGCGACAAGAGAGAGACGGUCAAACGAGAUCGCGUCCAGCUAAGGGCCAGCCCCGAACCGCCUAUCAAAGUUGAGUCGCCCGGGGGGUACGGUGAAGUUGCGCCUAGUCCCGAUCCAUUCCCCCUUCUCCUGGGUGCCGCGCAGUGUCCUGAUUGUAUCGGUGAUGAGGGACUCUCUCAUGAAGAGCGCACCUUUACAUAUUGCCGUCCGACCGUCAGGAACGAUCAUUUCGAUGACCAGCAUCUAGCCGGGCGCGAGCAAGCUGAGAAACAGGGGCAAGCGAUCAAGUGUGAGCACCCAAAGUGUAGACAUAUUGACUUUCAACAUUUAGACCACUUCAGAAGUCAUGUGCAGCAGCAGCACGGCAUCACUCUACGGACGUCAAAUCAGGUAGAACAGAGGCGGCUGCGCAAAGCAAGACGCCGUCGAAUGGUAAAAGCUUAUUAA
This is a messenger RNA of Clonostachys rhizophaga, 4161 nucleotides long. The record is from the annotation of a GenBank genome assembly. NCBI's taxonomy places the organism in Eukaryota, Fungi, Ascomycota, Sordariomycetes, Hypocreales, Bionectriaceae.